GGUCGCAAUAAUGUCUCACUAAAACUUAAUAUUUAACUUAACGACAGUUACACUUCUGUACAUCUACAUGCAUAAUACAUAUGUCACAUGUACACUACCAACUUUAAACAAACAACGAAAAUGUUCACUUGCAGCUCAAAAGGGCAUUUGCUGGUAAACUUGAUUAUGAUAGAGUGCAGUCAAUGAGUGUAAGGUGUGGAAGUAUAAUAGUUGACCUUGCACUGAAAUUCACCUCCACCACAAAGGAACAAGAUGUUAUUAUAACACUUAAUGACGCGGUUAAAAAUGGCAAGUUGGGAGACUUCGGUGUUGGUGCUAUAAAAGGAAAGAGGCCUGAUGUGGAACCAUCCGGUGGAGGUGCCCCUGAUGUGGAACCAUCAGGUGGAGGUGCCACAUCACCACCUGACGGAUCCUCUGGUGGUUUCGUAUGCAUUAUUGUUGGUGCAGUGUUAGGAUCAGUUGUUGCACUGGCUGUUGCUGGAUUAUUAUUGUGGUGGGCGAGCAGGAAAAGGAGGCGCAACAGAAAAGGUAUUGAAGAGAUGGCAAUGAGCAGAAGAACAUUUGGAAAUUCAAGUAAUGAAAGGAGAGAAACUACAACAGUAGGUCAAGUUGAUUAUUUCUUUAUAAUUUCAUAUAAGUCUAGUAUAUUCUAG
Molecule: messenger RNA, 653 nt
Organism: Stylophora pistillata
Lineage: Eukaryota; Metazoa; Cnidaria; Anthozoa; Scleractinia; Pocilloporidae
Product: fibroblast growth factor receptor 2
Biological process (GO): cell surface receptor protein tyrosine kinase signaling pathway; protein phosphorylation; positive regulation of kinase activity
Cellular component (GO): plasma membrane; signaling receptor complex
Molecular function (GO): transmembrane receptor protein tyrosine kinase activity; ATP binding
Source: RefSeq, a predicted model, not a curated record